CAUCGGGGGUUGAGGAAGAACAAGCUCUCUUCUUCUUCGCUCUCUUCUUCUUUGCUCUCUCUACUCGCAGUUUCUCACUCUCUCCAGUUAAAUGCUCUCUUUGAAGCUCUGGAUUGAUCUCACUCACUCGUUCAAUCUUCACUGACUCCCUUUUUCCCCCAAAUUUCGCUGGCAUUCUCCUGAUGAAGGAAGCAUGUUCUGUGGUUUAGAGCUUAAGUCCAUAUCGUCUUCAAGAAAUUUCUUCUGUUCUUUUGACCGUGUAAGUCCAUGGGCUCAGCCAUGAAUAACUUGUCUGUCGAAACAGAUGAUGCCUUUUCCAGUUUGCUUGAGCUUGCUGCAAAUGAUGACAUUGAUGCCUUUAAGAGAUCGAUUGAACGCGACCCUUUUGGUAUUGAUGAGAUUGGUUUGUGGUAUGGUCGAUUGAGAGGCUCAAAACAGAUGACUAAUGAGCAGAGAACUCCUUUAAUGGUUACUGCUACUUAUGGAAGCAUUGAGGUUUUGAAGCUUAUUCUUUCUCUUUCUUGUGCUGAUGUAAACCGCGCUGUUGGUCUUGACAGAAGCACUGCCCUUCAUUGUGCAGCCUCAGGUGGGGCUGCAAAUGCUGUAGAGAUUGUGAAGCUGCUCUUAGCUGCUGGUGCUGAUUCUAGUAUGGUUGAUGGGAAUGGACAUCGACCCGUUGAUGUGAUUGUUGCCCCCCCAAGGCAUGCAGAGUUUAAAUCAAUCCUUACAGAGCUUCUUAGAACAUAUGGUUUGUCUGGUGAAGGAAAUCUUGAUGUUUUAAAAGGUGCAAGGAAUUUGCUUUCUCCUCGCCCUUCAUCUCCUCCGAAUGCCCCCUCAUCUGCAUCAGAGUUGGUUUCUUCUCCAACAAAGUCGAAACUAAAUGAUUUUCCUAUGUUUUCUCCACCUGAGAAGAAAGAAUACCCUGUUGAUAUUUCUCUUCCGGACAUCAAGAACAGUAUUUACUCAACUGAUGAAUUUCGAAUGUAUUCGUUCAAGGUUCGACCCUGCUCACGGGCUUACUCUCAUGAUUGGACUGAGUGCCCCUUUGUCCACCCUGGAGAGAAUGCCAGGAGGAGGGAUCCAAGAAAGUUUCAUUAUAGCUGCGUACCGUGUCCUGAUUUUCGGAAGGGUGCUUGCAGAUGGGGAGAUAUGUGCGAAUAUGCUCACGGGGUGUUCGAGUGCUGGCUGCACCCAGCACAAUAUCGGACCCGACUUUGCAAAGAUGGCACAAAUUGCUCAAGGAGAGUCUGCUUCUUUGCACACAGGACUGAGGAACUCCGACCACUGUAUGUUUCAACUGGCUCUGCAACUUCCGGGGCUUCUGCUAUGGAAUAUAAUACAGUCAUGAACCUUCUACCUGGUUCUCCAUCUUCAGUCCCUAUGAUAUCUCCAUCACCGUUCACUCCUCCAAUGUCUCCCUCUGCCAAUGGCAUGUCUCACUCAUCCAUGGCGUGGUCUCAACCGAAUGUACCUGUCUUGCAUCUUCCAGGAAGCAAUAUUCAAUCCAGCCGCCUAAGAUCUUCUUUGAGUGCAAGAGACAUCCCUGCGGAGGACUUUGAUUAUCUGAGCGAUUUUGAUAUGCAACAACAGCAGCUCGUUAAUGACUUGAACUGUCUUUCUCAGCCACCAUUAAGUUCAAACUCAUUGAGCCGUUCUGGUCGGCUGAAGACUCUGACUCCUUCAAAUCUUGACGAUCUCUUCUCUGCUGAGAGUUUAUCUCCCAGAUACUCCGAUCAAGCUUUGGCUUCAGCUGUUUUCUCCCCUACACACAAAUCAGCUGUUAUCAAUCAAUUUCAGCAGCAACAAAAUAUUUUGUCACCAAUCAACACAAAUUUCUCUCCUAAAAAUGUUGAUCACCCUCUAUUGCAGGCUUCCUUUGGGGUUCAAUCAUCUGGGAGGAUGUCUCCACGAAAUCUGGAACCGAUCUCUCCCAUGGGCUCUCGCUUGUCCAUGUUAGCUCAUAGAGAAAAACAGCCACCGUUUGGCAGCCUCAGCUCGCGUGAACUAGGUGCCAAUUCUGCUUCUGUUGUUGGUUCCCCUACAAGUUCUUGGUCUAAAUGGGGACCUUCUAACAGAAGACCUGAUUGGGCAGUCAAUGCAGAUGAAAUGGGUAAACUUAAGCAAUCAUCGUCGUUUGAGCUUGGGAACAAUGGAGAAGAACCAGAUUUAUCAUGGGUUCAAUCGCUUGUAAAAGAAUCUCCAACUGAGAUAAAAGAAAAGCAGGCUCAUCCCAACUCAGGUGGCAAUAAUUUUGUAUCUGAAGGUGAGAGUUCUAACAUGAACUCCCAAAUGGAGUCAGUUGACCAUGCUGCAUUAGGAGCAUGGCUCGAGCAAGUGCAGCUCGAUCAUCUCGUCGCACAACAAAACUGAAGUUGUGUCGGUGGAGGUAGUUAACAACAGUUAUAUUUUGGUGUAUAACAUGCCUUUUUUUUCUAUUUUUGUUGUUGGGCAUUGGAAGGAAAAAUGCAUCUUCAGAAGGCGAAGGGGGGAGUUAAUCACCCUCACUCGAAGGCGACCAUUUUUAUGACAACCUCUUAGUUAAUGUCGACAAUUUAGAACACAGGUAGGUUUUAUUCUUUGUUUGAAAAAAUUUAGAUCCUAUUAGGUUGCCAUUAAAAAGAAAAAAAUGUCUCAAAAUUCCCAGUUGUGAGUAGCAUCAUCAUGUUUAAUUGUAAUGAACAUCAUAUCACAUUCACAUCUUAAUCCAUCACCUCAUUCAUUAACUUAACCAAGCAAUUCCCACUGUUUAUCCACUGUAGGAUUGAUUGAACACUUGUGUGGAGAAGGAACUUGAUUCUGAGUCGUGAAGAUAAGAUAAUGGAUUCUUUAUCUUUUGUAGAUUAUCUGAAUGGAAUGAUUAGGUUAUGGGAGUUUUGUGUAAUGGUCACAUCAUAAUCAAUUGAUGUUGAUCUGUUUGAAGGAUCAGUUUUUUGAUGUAUUAUUUAAAUAAUCUAUGGAGAUAAAAUUCAUGUGCUCAAA
Messenger RNA from Cucurbita maxima (winter squash), 2979 nucleotides. RefSeq names its product zinc finger CCCH domain-containing protein 30-like. Bases 268 to 2370 code for a protein of 700 amino acids. The transcript is spliced from 2 exons. Gene Ontology annotation, molecular function: metal ion binding; protein binding. NCBI's taxonomy places the organism in Eukaryota, Viridiplantae, Streptophyta, Magnoliopsida, Cucurbitales, Cucurbitaceae. The record is from RefSeq and is a predicted model, not a curated record.